Chaetomium globosum CBS 148.51 is the source of this 738-nucleotide messenger RNA. RefSeq lists its product as uncharacterized. Lineage: Eukaryota; Fungi; Ascomycota; Sordariomycetes; Sordariales; Chaetomiaceae. The record is from RefSeq and is a predicted model, not a curated record. The coding region runs from base 1 to 738 and encodes 245 amino acids. The transcript is spliced from 2 exons.
AUGCCAACUGGAACUGCUGCCAGCCCGGGACAAGUCGUUCUUCCCCAUGUGAUUGAAGAUGAUGGCAGUCUGUCAAUAUCAGCACUCGGAGGGGCCAUGGUAACCCGUGUCCUCCCAGAAGCCACCGCAGACAAGACCCGUGAGUUCCACUUUGAGGUCGUCAUCCACCCGGACCACCCACGGUUGCGCGGUCUCCCCCCGCCGCCCGCCCACUUCCACCCUUACCAAGAGGAGUACUUCCACGUCGUGCAGGGCGCCCUCGGCGUCGAACUCGACGGGGUUGAACGCGUGUUGCGGCCCGAGGACGGCGAGUUGGCGGUCCGCCGCGGCGUGAACCACCGCCUUUGCUUCCCCUCCGGUGAAGAUGCGUCGCUGGAUCCGAUCCGCUUCUACGUCUCGGGCGAGAAGACCGCGACGGCGUUCGCGCUGGACCUGACCUUUCUCGAGAACUGGUACGGCUACCAGGAGGAGGUGGUCGUGCACGGGAAGAAACUGGAUAUGAUACAGGUGCUGUCUAUGUGGGAUACGGGCGGCACCUACCUCACGCUGCCGUGGUGGGUGCCCUUCCGGUCGACGGUCUCGCUGGCCAUGGGCGUGGUGGUGGGUCGUUGGAUCGGAGGCUUGUUGGGCUACCAGCCGUUUCACAGGUGCUGGACCACGGAUUGGGAUCUGGCGUGCGCCAAGAUGGAAACGUCUGUCUUUCAGCGGCGCUUUGCUGACAGAACGAAAACGGCGUGA